Messenger RNA from Cinara cedri, 8471 nucleotides. The record is from the annotation of a GenBank genome assembly. Lineage: Eukaryota; Metazoa; Arthropoda; Insecta; Hemiptera; Aphididae.
AUCAGCUUUGGUUGUUGUUCUAAGCAGUGCCUCCUUCCUGCGUAAUGUUGGUGGCAGAAUAUUAGUUAAGACUGGUAACCAUUGUGUCAGUGUGCUUUUUACUGUUCCACUAACUAUUCUCAUUGUGAUGUUGAGUUGUGUGUCUAUUUUUUUCGUAUGUGUGGAGGAGAUGAUGGUAGCCUGCUCGUGGCCUUCCCUGCAUUUACUAGUAUUCUUUAACGCUAACAAGCAUAAACAAUAUACUAGUAUAACUAAUACCAUCAAUUAGGUGCUGAUACCCAGCAAUACAAAUCAACACUAACAAUUUCAGAAGCUAAGUAGGCAACAUAGGUACAAAAUUGAACGUUAGCAAUAGAAUUUAAACAAAUACAUUUUUCGGUGUUGGGUAGGCAACUUAUUAAACUAAUAGCAGUACAAUUACAGGUGUUGAAUAGGCAACAAUGUUUACAAAUUUGGGAAGCAUUGGGCCUUCUUAUCAGAUAUUGCUAACGGAACGUACGUAAAUAUUUGUAUUCAAAUACUACUAUACAUAUUACUCAUUAGCUUCUUGGUCAUUGGUCUCUAUGCGUAUAAUCACGGUUAGAUAUAUUCAAGAUGUAAGUUUACUUUAAACCUUUAAUGAUAUAAUAAUAAAAUGCAACUGAGGUGUAUUAGUAACAAUUAAACAUUAUUGACGUUUAUUUUAUAUUAUACUGUAUUAAUCAGAGUGUAAAUUGUGUUUUAUUUAUAAAAAUUUAUCUUAUCUUUUAUAAAUCAUUUAAUGGAUCAGAAUAUGUUGAAUUUUUGGAAAAACUAUGAAAAUGUAAUCAAUUGGGGUUACAGUAUUGUAGGAGUAAGAAAAAACACAAGUAGUGAAUCAACUUCAUCAUUAGAAACGGUAGUAUAGUUUAAAUUAUGACACAAUAUGUAUAUUAAUGAUAUUACUAAUAAUUAAUAGGUAAUACAGAAGUAUUUUAAGUUAAUUGUGUAUACAUAGGUAAUUUUUAAAUACAUAUUAUUUAUUAUAUUUUUGAAGAGUUUCAAUACUAAUACAAAUGUUAUCGAAGAAAAAUAUGAAGAAGAUGCCUAUUCUUCAGAUGGUAGUGAUGAUAUUGAUUUAAAUUAUUUGGAAUUUUUUCAAAAAACAUUAGAACAUCAAGAAAAAAUUGGUAAGUAUAUAGGUAUUCUAUUACCUAUUAGAAUGAAUAUUUAAUGUACUUGGCUAAAUAAGUAUUUAUAGUAUAUUAGAACACUAGUGUUUUUUUUUUUUUUACAAAUGUAUCUUGAUGCACUUAAUGUAAACAUUUUUGGAAAAAUUGCACUUUUUUUUUUUGAAAGUUACCUAUAUCAAAAAAAUGGUCAAAGGAAUGACUAUCGAGUCUAUAUGCACCUAAAAUGCAUUUGUAUUUUCCAUGUUGCCUAUCUGUUGAAGUUUUGCAUAAGAGUUCAAGGGUUUUUUAAUUUAAAAUAUUAUGAAAAAGUGCCCUCGCCGGAAAAUUAAUUUAUCUUCAAAUGGCUAUAACUUCUAAAAAUAGUUCUUUUUGCACCAUCAUUUUAACAUUAAAAUUCCGGUCUUCAGAAAAAAAAAUGGUUUGGGAUAUUUUGAAGUUCUUUGAUAUGACGUAUAACUUUAAAAAUAAUAAAGGUGGACAUACUUCCCACAAUGGGUGGGUAACUGUUGUAGUUGAGAAGUUCGGAAGGUAGGAUUAUAGAGGGAAAUUUAAUGUACAUCUUUACACAACAAUUAUUCUUUGCUAACCAAAAGCAAUUCUGAGUAAAGUUCUUUGAAUAUGUUUCUACAUGUUUUGAAUGGCCAUAAUAUUUACGAUCUUCGUCAAAAUUUGAUACUAAAAUUCUUACGACGAAAAAUUAAAAAAAAUUGUUUAACUACAAAGUACAACUUAUAAUGAAUUUCUUAUUAAAUGUUCAAGUAUUUCUGUUGGUCUAACAGUUUUAUCCAUAGAGUACCUACAGAAUAAAAACUCAAAAAAUUUAAAUAUCUAUAAAUAGCUCAAAAUGGCUAAAAUGUUUUAAAUUUUUACCACUUCUAAAAAGGGUAAAUAUAAGUUUUCUGCCCAAAUUUCUAGCCUCUACAAAUAUUUUUAACUGGGUCAAAAUAAAACAUUUCAUACAUUUUUCUAGUGUUUCAUAGUUAUUAUGAAAAUCGAUUAGAAAAUUAAAAAAAAUAACCUCCCUAAUAUAUCACCCAAAUAAAAUUUCCUUUCAGAAAAAGUAUUGCACUUAAAAAUUGGAGCUAGAUUUCUAGAAGAAAAGUUGUUCACAAAUAAAAAAUAAAAAUAUAUACCAUUGUAAAACCAAUAAAUUAUUUGAAUCUAAAAGGAAUUCAAUUUUUACAACAUUUUUGAAUUAAGUGCAUUAAAAUACAUACUUGAAAAAAAAAAAUCUAAAAAUGAGUAUUGGAUGUUAAUAUGUUAUGUGUUAAAAGUCAUUUAUUCCUUCUUUUUUUAGUUAUUUACUGGUCUAAUUAUUUUGAAAUAUUAUUAUGUUAAUGUGUAAUGAGCAAAUAUUAUUUAUUUAUUUAGAAAAAGAAAAAAGAAAAGUGGACAAGGAAUAUGGGUUUUGCAACUCAUCCAGUUCAGAAAAUGGUACUAAAACAAAUGAUUUUUAUAAAAAUUAAUUUAAACCUAAAUAUUUCAAUUUUUAUGUAAUUUUGGAUGAAAAUUAUUAGUUAAUGAUAAUUUAAAUGGUGUACAUUUUAUAGUAAUUUUUAUGUUUUCUCAUCCAAAAUUACAUAUUAUCUAUUAUUUAUAUUUUAUUGAAAAUUAAUAAAAUAAUUUAAAUCCAAGUACCAAUUUUCUUUGGUUCAAAUUAAUGCUAUAGAUUUUUAUAUGUUUUAAUCUAUGUAUUUAAAAACAUAUUAUGUUUAUAGAGUCUGUCCUAACUGUUUCCUUGGAAGAAAUUAAACCUACAGAAUUAUAUGGUUCAAAUGCAGAUGAAAUAGUGGGUCUUGAAAGUAAUCUAUUAUCUGAAUUCACUACAUUUAAUCUAUUGAAAAAACCAACAAUAUGGCCAUGUAUUGCAUUAAACUUAGUAGCACCAGGUAACUUUAAUAAUAAUUUAUUAAAAUUGCAUAUGUUAUAUUAUAUAUAUGUAUAAAUUAAUUUAUAGUUUUAUACAAAUGUUGUGUGAUAAUACAUACUUGAACUAUUUGAAAGUAUUUUUUUUUUAAAUUUUACUUUAUAAAUAUUAGGUGCCUAGUAGCAUAGAUCUUAUAAUAGAAAUAUAAAAUAUUACAAAAUUAAUAGUAAUAGGUAAUUAUGAAAAGUUGGCUAAUUAUAUUAUAUUUUAAAUAUUUGAAUCCUCUAAAAACUUCUUUCAGUUAAUUUUAAAUUCCAAGUGGAGCGAGGAAUGUAUCAGUUUUACAAUGUUUAUUUUUUUUUCUUUGAAUAAAAACCUACCAUACAUUUUGCUCCGAUUUACAAUAAUUCCUUUUUUUAAAAGAAAAUCUGGGUAAGCACUUUAUGGAGGUCAUCUUUUGAUUUUCUUAGAAGUUUUCCUAAUAAAUGAGAAAAACAUGGGAAACCAUUGGUGGGGAGAGGAUAGGUACAAUAUUAGACAAGUAUUUUUUCAUUACCAAUGGUUACUCAUCGCAUACAGAUAUAUAUUCGAUUUUCUGUCUACUACUUUCCCAACACUACAACAAUGAUAGCACCCAGUCCCAUUAUCCUAGGACAGAUUUUUACACAUGAUAUUAUUUAAUUUAUUUUUAUUUGUUUACUACUGUUAAUUAAUCUAUAAUAUGCUUUCAUAAUUUUCAUUAUAACUUAAUUAUAUAUUUAUUAUAACCUUAAUUUUGUUUUCUAUUAUCAAAUACAUCAAAAUAUUCACAUUUUUUACACCUAAUUAUGAUAUCAAAAUUGGAAGUUUUUAAAUAUGUUGAAAUACUAUAUAAUAUAUGCAAAGAUGACUUAAAUAAAAGCUUUUGUAAUGAAUGCAUACACUUACAGAGUCAUAUUAAAUCCCUUAAAAAUAAAUUUCUUAAAAAACUAAGUGUAAUGAUAUGAUUCAAAGGUUUACAGAUAAUCUAUCCAUAUGGUGCCAUAAUUUUUUUGUAUAUACCAACAAUACAUAUUUUUCAGAAAUAUUUUCAAUCUUAAGAAGGACAAAAAAUGUUUCUUUAGUGUUGUUAAGGGUCCUUUUUUAUACAAAUCUGUUCAAUUGGGAGGUCCUUUGGUAUAAAAAGUAAUUUGUUCAAACUGGUUUCUACGAGAAAGUAAUCCAUUCUCUUCCUUGUUUUUUGAAAAAGUAACUUAUUUCUUAAUUUAGUUUACUUUAAAACUUUAUACAAUUAUUUUAUUACACAUCCUUAACUGAUUUUUUAAUGUAAUUUAUUAGUUCUGUACAAUAAUUUGUUGUUCUUUUUCUGUAAUGUAGCAAUUUAAUCUGUAGUAUAUAGUGUUAGUAGUCAAUAAUCCAAAAACAUUUCUUUCUCACUUUUCAAAAAAUCUAAUAUAUUUACCAAGUGUUCUAUUACAUCACAGUAUUCUCAAAGAAAAGUCAUUUCCUGAGAUACAAAUGAUAAUAUUUUACAAUUGUCCUAAACUUUUUUGAUACUAUAGUUGCUUUUUUGAAAUUCUUGAUAUGGCGAAGCACAUAUAUACUUAUGGUUUUCAACCUGUACUGUUGUGACCUUGUGGCUCCCAGGGGUACCAUGGUUUAGUAUUAAGGGAGCUGUGUCUAUAGUAAAUAUAGUAGAAUAAUACAGUCUAUUUAUUUUCAUUUUUAUUGUUAUCAUUAGGGAGCUGCUAAUUUGGCUUUCAAUAUCAGAAAAACUGUGGAUCCAAAAAGGUUGAAAACCACCAAUAUAUAUAAUACCAUCCUGUAUGGUUUGGUGUUUUAAAAAAAACUCUGAAGACACAUUGUAUCAUGCAACUAAAGUUGACUGAUUUUGUUUGCUCCACACUGCAGAACAUUUGGAUUAAUUUUCAUUAUCUACAUCAUGAUUUGAUAUAAUAUUUAAAUCUUCUUCCUCUAUAUUUGUGUUCAUUAAUUAAAAUAGAUAUAUUGUUAGAAUGUAAAACAUUUUUUUUUUUCCAGAUGUGUUAAAAGAUAUUUUUGAUCAAAACAAAUAAAUUACAAUAUUAGAGGUCUAAUCCCUUAAAAAAAUAUAGUACUAAUUCACAUUCCUAUUUCUUUAAAAAUUAAUGGAAUCAAUUACUUCGAUAGUUCCUAUAAAAUUAAUUCAAUUUCUAAAAGACUGAUUCUUUCAACAACACUGUUUAUAUUAAAUCAGUAACAAAUAUUGAUCAGCUAAAUAUUUUAGCAGCAUUAAACAUUGAAAAUAAUCUAACUUUUAGCAUCAAUCACAAUAAUAUAAUAAAAGAAUUUUCCAGGAACAAUCCAGAGACAAAAUUGAAAUUUAUUAAUAGCCAUUUAUUCUUUUUACUUUCCAAUUAAAUUUUAUUUUUAUAAGGUGGUAUUUUUUUGGUUGCCCUUGGAUGGAUAAUUUUUAAAUACAGCUAAGGUAGUAAAAACUACAAUUUAUAUUAAUAAAAUUAUAAAUGUGGAUACAUAAAAAGAUGUAAACCAAAUCUAUGAUCGUUCAUUUGUGUUUAUUUUAAUUUUAAAAUAUAGAUGCUAUCUAUGAAAUAGUAAUAUACAAUUGAUAAAUCAAAUGAUUAACCUUAGAUCAUAUUUAUUAAAUUCAGUAUUUUUAAUUAUUUUGUUUAAUGUCUGCAAUGCAAUUUUGUGUUUCUUUUAGUUACUUGUAAGGAAAUAAUAAUAUAUUAUUGUAUCAUUGAUCCUGAAUUUCAUGUUUUGUCAAAACCUGUAUCUAUCCUUAUUGUUUUAGAGCCAGAACUGCAUUUGAACCUAAAUAUAGGUACUGAACCAUCCAUUGUCAAGUGAAGUGUAUCAAGAAAAUAAAACUUGGAUCAUCUGGCACAUUAAAGCAACAAUGUGUAAUCAUUUUUCUUUUUACUGUUAAUUAAUUUUUUAUUUAAAAUACUACAUUGUAAGCACCUACUUUUAAAAACCAAUGCCUUUUGUUUAACGGUUAACAAUGAAUUAUUUAUUAUAAUCAUGAACCAGGAACACUUGAUAUCUUUAUUAUGAAUCUUAAUUUAUUUCAAAAGUAAAAAAAAAAAUACAAUUUUAUAAUUUUGUGUAUGUAAUAAAUAUAACCCACUUACUUUUCCAAAGUACACACAAUCUAAUAAAUUAUUAUUAUUUCAACAGCAACAAUUAAUCAGUAUAGACACAAACCUGAAUUAUUUUUAAAAUAAUUAAAUUAAAUUAUUUACAUAAAUGAACUCUUAAUAAAUACAAUCCAUUAUUUAAACCAAACAAAAAUUCUAAAUUAUGUAGACUUCAUUUUGACCCAGGUUUUUAUGAAAUUUUAUCUACUUGUGUUUUUAACACAAAACAUUUGAACGAAAAUGAUAUACCAAGUAAAGGUAUUUAUUAUCAAAAUAAAUUUCAAUUAAAUGUUCUUUGUAUUUCCAGUUGUCUUGUGUGUAUUGGAAAUGGCAUAGGUAACAUUAAUAUUAUACAAUUUACAUAAGUCAUAAAGAAAAAUGUGUAUAAUUAAUAUGUAUUAUGAAGUAUAUGAUACAUCUAUACAGGAUUAGGAUUACUUUAUAAAAACAGCUUAAGAAUUAUGUAUUUAAUAAAAAAGUUACACAACACCCUUAUUUCAGCUUCUUACUGUUUAUUACCAAUACAAAGAAAACUUCAAAGUAUCCUCACUGACAACUCAUUAUGGCCAAGUGAUAACAUAUUUCUUACUGUAACCUAUAAAAACGUAUUACAGACUUUUAAAAUAACAUAAUACAGUUACUAAUUGCCUAUUAAAGACAUUUCAAUAGUGUAUAGCAGCCCUUUAACAGUUUAUUGUCAGCCCUUCUAGUACUAUUUAACAGUUUCACAAAAUAACUUAAACUAUAUCUUGUGUUGAGUCAUUAAAUUAUUUAACUUAUUCUGAUUAUUCACUUACCCUAUUUGACCUUACCAGAUUUACCUAGCUCAUUUUUUAUCACAACUUUCUGGAAAAUUUCCAAUAAAAUACCAAUAUUAUUAUCUAGCCAAUAUAGAUAACAGAUUAUGUCAUUGCAGAUUCAAACUGUUCCAUAAAAGGAACAUAUUUAUAUUCUAAGAGUAACAAAGAAUGUAUCCGUUUUACAAUGUUAAUUUUUUUACAAAAAUAUUUACCAAAAAUCUUGCUUCAAUAUUAAGUGUGUCACAAUUUUUGAUAAGCAAUUUUCAUAAUUCUUGGGAAAACCCAGAAUAAAACAGAAAAAUGUAAGAAAAUAAUAUUUUUAUUAUUUUUAAUUAAGUUAAAUAAUCAUAGACAUGAAAUUUGGACAAAAACUUAUACUUGUCUUUUCUAGAUAUGGUAAAAUUUUUAAAACAUUUCAACCAUUUUUGAGCUAUUUAAAAAAAUUUUAAUUUUUUGUUGAAAUUCAAAUAAAAAUAUUCCUAUUAACAUUAUGGACUUUUACAGACCUAAUUCAUACAAAAGGCAUAACAUUGUUGUAGGUGAUAAAUUGGGAAGGUAGGGUAGAAAAGGGGAUUCAAUUUAUAUCUUUAAGCAAUGUUUAAUCAUUGCUAAUCAAAAGCGAUUCUGAGACAAGCAUACUAUUAAGUAUUGCUUUUUCAACAAUAUAUAUAUGGCAUAUUAUAGUAAAAUAAAUAUAUAUUGAAACAAUUUGUGUAGCCCAGUAACUAGAUUUGUACCAUAUAAUUUGUUACUAAAAUGAUUUUUGUUAAAAUUUUGUAAUAAUUAUAGAAAAAAUAUAUUAUAUUAAAUUCAAUUUUUUUCGUUUUAACCAUAAAGUACAACUUAUAAUAAACCUCCUGUUCAAUUUUCAAGAAUUUUUAUUUAGUCUAAUAAUUUUAUCCACCUUGUAUUUACUAAAUAAAAUUGUCUGUAAAAAGAUCAAAUGUUUUAACAGUUUUACCACAUCAAAAAAAGCUAAACAUUAAUAUUCUGUUCAAAUUUCAAGUAUCAACAAAUAUUUUUAACUGAAUUAAAGAGCAUUAGUUUCGUAAAUUUGGUCCUUUUUUUCCAAUAUUUUAUUCCUAUGUUCAUUAGUUUAUGAAAACCCCUUAAAAAUCGAAAAUUGACUAACAUAAGUACCAUAUAGACAAUAUUCCCUUUCAGAAAAACUGCUACACUUACAUAUCAAAGUAAGAUCUUUGGUAGAAAUAUUUGUCACAGUAUAAAAAUAAAUAAAAAGAAACAUCAAUGUAAAAUCAAUACACUUACAAAUUUACAAUUAUAAUAUAAGUACUAUUAAAUUGAUGCUAUUUUUUACUAAUAUAAUAUGAAUUAUACUUAUGAAAAUGCUAUGGCAUGCAAUUGUAAACAAUUUUCCAAAUGUGCAAAACAAAUUGUGCAUACCAACAUAUUAGGCUAGGAUUCAAAUUUGUUUUAUACCUAGUUACUUUUUAAUGUAAUAAAUAAACCAUGUGACUAGUAGGCUAUGUGUUAGUUAAGUAUAAUAAAAGAAAAAUAGUUUUCAAGUAAUAAA